GGAUUAGCUUGUUGGAGCUGGUGAUGUGUGUUAGCUCCUUGCUGCAUGUGAUCUAUAUCCUUGCUUGCUUGUGCUGUAGGUAGAACAAUCUCAUGUAAAGCCAGAGAUUAAGUGGAAAAGGAGAUAUAGGAGCAGGCAGGUGCUGAAUCUGAGUGUCACCCAGGUGUCUCAGCAAUAAAUCCCUCUGUUUCCUAGAAAGGAGAAUGUUUUAUCUUUGUGAACAUGACUCCAAAAUAAACAGACUCUCCUCUCUUCUUCCCUUGAACUUCUUUCACUUGCCGCCCUUCCCGGAUCCUUAGGGAAUGGAUUCCUCCUGCCUCUGACCACUCUUCCCUCAGAUUCUCAGGCCUUUUUGAACGUGAAUCUUCUUUUACAAGGAAAGAGAUUUGCAUUUCAGAAGCCGGGCUUGUAAAAUCCUCUCCAGAGCCGCCCUUCCCCGCCCUCAGGCGUUACUUCACUCCUCCCACUGAUCUGCUUUUCCACAGAAGUCCCUUUCAAAUUGUCACUUUUGUCAGGGCAGUGCUUUUUCCUAUCUGUUCUCUCCAUCAGAGCUGCUUAACUGGCUCCUGGGGACAAACCCGGGCAGAUCCUCUGGGAAUGCAUCCCACAGGCAAGAGCAUGGAGCGACUCCAGCUUAAAAUCAGGCUCUGCCCGGGAUACAAGGCUCACUGUCGUCUUUUCCAGGGGCUAAAGAUCAUGGUCCGGCAGCAAUAGUUAUUGCAGGAAUGUUGAUUCUUCACUCCUGUUCCUCCUGGAAGAAGAAAAUGAUGGAGAGAUUUAGGUCAGGAUGAGAAAGAGUUUGUGGUGCCUGACACCAUCGAUUCGAGGGUUUUCCUUCACUGAUCCAACCUUCUGCUGCACUGGAUUAAGUUGGUACCUGGUGGUGUUCCCAGCUCCAGUGCUGAGCUGGAUGUGAAUCCCAGAGCUGGAUGUAAAAACUGGGCAAAAAACUGGGUUGGUUUUAGUUCUGUGUCACUCCUGCAGGUAACUUUCUAUAGAGUUAUCAGGAUCUGAGCAUUUUUGCUCUCACAAUUGGUUUUUGCAGGUUAGGUGGGAGUAGUUCAUCACUGCAGUAAAGAGGCAAGACCCAGCAGUGAGGGUGAUCCCUCUCUUACCAGGUGUUUAAAGAUAAGUGUUAUUAACUCAAACUAUUUGUUUUCCUGUCACAAUCGACUUUUAAAACAACGAAUCUUUUUGGUUGAUGGAACCACCCUUAAAUAAUUUAGAAAUGAAGCAUCAUAACUCAUCAGUUGGUAGGUAAUGUUCUGGUCUCUGUAUCUGCAUCUGCUGCCUUCCCAAAAGCUUCCCUACAAAGGGAGCUGCAGUAGUUUGAGAAAAGUCCUUAAAAAUACUCAUUAACCUCCAUAGUAAAUUAUCCUAUUGUCAAAACUUGUUCUGUGCCGUAAUUUUCCUAAUUAGGGCUUGUCUGCAGAUCCUGCCUGUGCAUUUAUGUGGUUUGCUUUCAUGGCCCUGGGGCAAACUCUUCCCAGACUGAUCUAAAAUUGUUAAUUCAGUUUUAACUGUAGCUGGCAAAAGCCAUCCCCGUGUCCUUCCUCCUCCCAGCCCCUACUUCAUCCUUCCAACAAGAGGCUUUUCAGGGUAAUGAACUGUGAGGGCCAACUUUCCAUUUUCCUUGCAGUGUCACGAUAUAAAACUGCUGAAAAAACCAGCCUGUUUCACAUGUGAAGCUUAAAUAUUUUUCUAAUCUUUUUACAAAUAGAAACGGUAUGGGCUGGCAGGAGGGGGAGGAAUUUCCUUAGACUGAAAACUGUGGUUUGGAAAAUUGAUGUUGUGUUUUGAGCAGAUUUGUUGAAGGAUCCCUCAUUUCCUUAAAUCACAGAAUAGCUCCUAGGAGGGUCUGUUCUGUGAUCUUCCUCCUUUCUAUCCUUUUUAAAGACAGGUGCAGUGUUUCCCUUUUCCCAGUCACUUGGGACUUCACCAUGACUUUCCCAAUAUCCUGCAGAGUGGCUCAGCAAUUCCCUCAGGACUCUGGGAAUAUGGGGUCCCAUAUGUUUGGAGGAUGACCCAAGUGCAUGUUUGGGUUCCUCAGGUGGUCAUGAACCUGAGCUUCUCUUACAGAAGAUGGGAUUUUGCUCCCCCAGCCCCAUCUUGGUGUCCAUCUGUUGCUGAAAUUAAUGUUCAUUGGCUAUAAAUUACACAAUUCCCUUCAUUAUUUAGUAUUCUAUCUUCUAUUUGUUACUGAUUUCUCGCUUCUCAUCCUAAUUAGCCCACAUUUUUCAGUCUUUUCAUUAUCUUUUUCCUAGAUAGGGAGGGGUUCAGUACAAAUGCUGAAUUGUCUUGGUUAGUUUCUUCUUUAUCUCGUGGUUCUGCAACCUUGUGGUCCAUAAAUUCUGCAUUUCUCGUGUCCAGUCUGAGCAAUCUCUCUCUCCCAGGCUUUGUUAACCUCCCUCUAGGUCUGAGAUCGUUUCCAAGCAUAUCCGGUUGCUUUAGCAAAAGGUAAAUCCAGUAAUUUUCCCAAACUGUGUUCCCACAAGAGCAGCUUGUGGCAAACCUUUUUAAAUGCUGGCUACAGUGGCACGUGACAGAGUGGGAAAUGACAUUUCUUGUGAUGGAUUAAACCAAUUAAUUAGAAAAUUAUUAGGAAAGUUAUAUCUGUUCCAAUACAGACAUGAGGGCAGUGAGGUUGCCAGUGAAGACUGAAGCAAAAAGAGUCCCACAGGCUUCUCCUUGUCCAUCAUCUCCAGUUUCCCAGUCUGGCUUGGGGGGGAUACACUUCCUCUGACCUUCUUUUCCUGGCAAUGGACCCGUAGAAGCCCUCCUUGUUUGCAUCCCGUGCCAAGUUCAGCUCCAGCUGCACCUUGGACUCGCUGCCCCCCUCCCUCCCCAACUGGAGGGCAUUCCUGCAAACCCAGGGCUCCUCCAAUGCACAGAGGGGGGUGUUUUCCAGGGGAGCUGCUGUUCUGAUCUGUACCUGCCAGACUGGCUGAACUUUAACACCCUUAUUCCAUCUUUGCCACAUCCGUGAUUACACAUUGACCGAACAGCAAAUAAGUCUAAAGAUCACCCGGACAAAGCGCGGCCCAGAUGGCUUCAAAACACCCAGCUGGGGAGGUUCUUCCUCGGAGGCUCUCCCUGAUUUUUGCAGGAAUGGCCCCAGGCCUCAGUGCUCCCCCAGCAGUCACAGCCAGGCUGGUGGUGCUGCUGUCCCUGCUGGGUUUGGCUGUGGGUGGGAAGCUCCUGGUGGUGCCAGUGGACGGGAGCCACUGGCUCAGCAUGAGGCAGGUGCUGGACAGUCUGCGGCAGAGGGGACACGAAAUAGUUGUUGUUGCACCUGAAGUGAGUCUGUACAUCAAGCCAUCUGAGAGUUUUGUGAUGAAACCCUUUGCAGCACCGCUCACACUGGAAGAGGUGAAGAAAGAAUUUCAGGCAUUUUUGCAGAUUUCCUUUGAGGAAGGAUCUUUUCUGACAAGACUUCUUAAAGCAUAUGAAGGGAUGAAAAUACUCGGUGAAUUGUCAGUUCUCAGCUGUGAAUGGCUCCUGAAAAACCAAGAGCUCCUCAGGUAUCUUCAGGAGAGCCAGUUUGAUGCCCUCCUCACAGACCCUGUAGUUCCCUGUGGGUUGAUCCUUGCAGAGCAUCUUUCCCUUCCCUCCGUGUACUUCCUCCGAGCAGUCCCCUGUGGUUUGGAUUUUGAAGCCACCCAGUGCCCCAAACCCCUUUCCUACAUCCCCAGGGAAUUUUCACAGCUCACAGACCACAUGACCUUCUUCCAGAGGGUGGGGAAUCUACUCUAUGAGAUCCCAAACUUUUUCAUCUGUGAUUUUGCCUUUCAACCCUUUGCCAAAAUGGCUUCGGAGUUCCUGCAUCGGGAUGUGACUGUGCUGGAUCUCCUGCGCCAGGGCUCCGUCUGGCUCCUGAGGGUAGAAUUUGUGUUAGACUAUCCCAGGCCUUUGAUGCCCAACAUCAUUCCCAUUGGAGGAGUACACUGUGCUCACAAGAAGCUGACUCAGGUGGGUCUGGCUUUGAUUUGUGCUGUGGUUGAUUUAUGUGUCCUGAGGGUGAAGUUUUGUGUUACAGAGAGGAAUUGAGUUCCCUUUUUGGGUGCCAGUCCCCUCACAGAGUGUUUUAAAUCUCUGCUCUGCCCUCUGAGCUCCCAGAUCCAACCUGUCCAUGCCCUGAGGCAGGGCUGGGACACUAGGAGUGCUGCUUAGGGUGGAUGGUGUGUCCUGCAGGAACCUGCCUCAUCCUCCCAUCUUUUCAGUCUUCUCAGCCUAGAGAGUGAUUCCAAGAGCUGUUCCACAGCCUGGGGUUCUGGGCCUCCCAGAGCUGAGUUUCCUGUGGUAGAGGCAGCAGGCCUUGCCUGGGAGAAGCCUGUGCAGGGCUGUGGUGCUGUGCAGGUGACCCAUCUCCUGCAGGGGCGGAAGGCCCCUCCAGAGGGAAGGUAUCAGGAGUGCAGUCCCAGCCAGAGCUGCCCUGGCCUCCAAGGACACU
Messenger RNA from Pseudopipra pipra, 4450 nucleotides. Its product is annotated as UDP-glucuronosyltransferase 1A1-like. Gene Ontology annotation, molecular function: UDP-glycosyltransferase activity. The transcript has a single exon. The record is from RefSeq and is a predicted model, not a curated record. The coding region runs from base 3046 to 4047 and encodes 333 amino acids. Lineage: Eukaryota; Metazoa; Chordata; Aves; Passeriformes; Pipridae.